UGUUAUUUAAAGGUACGAGACUGCGGGUUGUUUCCUGUCACUAGUAAAUUAGGUGUAUAGUUGGUUAUUGAUUGCCAAGUCAAAGUAUUAUCGAUUUAUUAAAAAUAUGGGUGAUAUACUGCCAAUAGAGAAUAUCAAGUUAGAAGGCGAUUGCAAUGCUGUUGAUGAAAUCGAUAUAGUUAAUCCUUGGACGGUAACCAGUAAAUCUGACACCGGCGUCGAUUAUGAUAAACUGAUCGAGCGUUUUGGCAGUUUUCGUAUCGAUGAUACGUUAUUAUUACGUUUAGAGAAAGUUGCCGGUAAACCCGUUCAUCCACUAAUCAAGAGAGGCAUCUUUUUUUCGCACAGAGAUUUACAUGCCCUCUUGAGUAUGAAGGAGGCUGGUAAAACAUUUUAUUUAUAUACGGGCAGGGGGCCGUCGUCGGAUUCGAUGCAUGUUGGUCAUCUCAUACCGUUUAUAGUUACCAAGUGGUUGCAGGAGACAUUUGAUGUUCCCUUAGUAAUUCAAAUGACCGACGAUGAAAAAACGCUAUGGAAGGAUUUGACGGUAGAACAAUCUAUGAAGAUGGCUCGAGAAAACGCCAAGGAUAUUAUUGCCAUGGGGUUCGAUGUUGGUAAAACAUUCAUUUUUGCAAACCUCGAUUACAUGGGACGAUGUCCAGCAUUUUAUCAAAACAUUAUACGUAUUCAAAAGUGUGUAACUUUCAACCAAGUUAAAGGCAUAUUUGGAUUCGUGGACUCGGAUGUGAUAGGAAAAAUUGGAUUCCCUGCCGCACAAGCAGCUCCUGCUUUUUCAACUACAUUUCCUUUCAUUUUUGGAAAAGAUAAACUGCCUGUUCUAAUACCAUGUGCUAUUGAUCAAGAUCCGUACUUCCGAAUGACUAGAGACGUUGCACCACGGUUAGGUUUUCCAAAACCAGUGCUUCUCCAUUCAAGCUUCUUCCCAGCAUUACAGGGGGCCAAAACAAAAAUGUCGGCUAGUGAUACAAAUUCGGCUGUUUUUCUUACUGACACACCGAAGCAAAUAAAAAACAAAAUCAAUAAGCAUGCAUUUUCAGGAGGAAGACCAACUUUGGAAGAGCAUCGAGAAUUUGGAGGCAACACUGAUAUCGAUGUGAGCUAUCAGCUAUUGCGUUUCUUCAUGUACGAUGAUGAGGAAUUGGAAAGAAUUCGAAUUUCAUACAGCAAAGGAGAACUGCUUAGUGGUGAGCUAAAAAAAAUAGCAAUAGAAACACUUCAAUCAAUCGUUGCCGACCAUCAAAGGAAACGGCAAGAUGUAACUGAUGCGAUACUAGAACAGUUUAUGACACCAAGAAAAUUAAAUUAUAAUUUCAACGGAGUAGAUAGCAAAAAGUAUUGAAUAUUGAAGAGUGGUCAAACUACAAUUAUAGUUGGUAGUUGCAAUUCCUAAAAUAUUUCACAACUGAUAGCUUUCGUUCGAAGUCUUUUAUACUAUGUUAUAACCUUUGUUAAUAUCGUUGAAGCUUGAACGAAGAACUGUAUAAACGAAAAUAAUUAAAAAAUAAUCAGUUGUAAAACUUGAAUGAAAAUAGUUACUUAAUAGUAAUGUAACAAAAAAAUGGAGCUUUUUUCUUGUGCCUUGGUUUCCGAGUAACUAAGCCAUUUUCUUGCAUUGAACGGAUUUCACGCCAACUUGUCUAUAAUAUUGGUAGCACUCUCUCACAAACCAAUAAACCAUUGUGGAUGCAAAGACUUUAUCUAAACAGCAACUGUGCAUAAGUAGUUUUUCCGAAAUUUGUCCAGACUAGCUUUUAUUCUAAAUAAGUAAAUGUAGCUGCGAGGAUUGCUGCAUUUGGUAUGGCAUGGAUAAUUUAAGUAUUUACCUACUUACUUAUUCUGCCGAGAGCCGGGGUGACUCUUGCCGUAUCAAGAAUUCCUCUCCAUUGUACACGGUCCUGGGCUACUCGUCGCCAAUUCGUUGCGCGUCUCGACACACGCAAGACGGCUUCAACCUGGUCGAGCCAUCUAGCACAUUGAGCCCCUCUAUUCCUGGUGCCGGAGGGGUUC
This is a messenger RNA of Sabethes cyaneus, 2028 nucleotides long. RefSeq names its product tryptophan--tRNA ligase, cytoplasmic-like. The coding region runs from base 107 to 1360 and encodes 417 amino acids. The record is from RefSeq and is a predicted model, not a curated record. Gene Ontology annotation, cellular component: cytoplasm. Gene Ontology annotation, biological process: tryptophanyl-tRNA aminoacylation. The transcript has 4 exons. Gene Ontology annotation, molecular function: tryptophan-tRNA ligase activity; ATP binding. NCBI's taxonomy places the organism in Eukaryota, Metazoa, Arthropoda, Insecta, Diptera, Culicidae.